AUGCGCUUCACCGUCCUUCUCGCUGUGGCCACAGUUUCCGCAGUCUCAGCCUCCGCGCUCGACUUCUCUGCUAUCAGUCUUCCAUCACUUCUUGGGGGCAUCGAUGUUUCGUCCGGCAACAAGUACGGUGCGCCCAAAGCUCCUUGGGUAGCUGGGGCUACGCCUGGCUGGUACUUUGGGAGUAGCCCGUCCAAGUUCAAAACUCUUCCCUGCCUUAGUGGAAUCAUCUGCUCCAUUCUUGAGCUGUUCCCAGACUGCUUGCACUGCCCGUCUGCGCCGCCCACGACAACUUCAGACGGCUAUACACAGACUUUCAGCAACCUGACUGGCGCAACCCAGGCGUCGGACUACAUGACCUACGGCUUGGUCGACACUAUUCCUGAGUGCAAAGCCAUGUGUAACAGCGUUACUGGAUGCAAAUUCGUCAACACGUAUCAUGACGUUAACGGCAAAGGCGGCAGCACACAACUUACCUGUUCGCUGUUCACGAGUUGCCACACUAGCGCCGACGCGGAUAACAUGGGCGGGCAAACUCAACCUGACGGCACAAUUGAUUACAUCACAAAUAGCGACGGAUGGUGCAAGCAGUAG
This is a messenger RNA of Laccaria bicolor S238N-H82, 591 nucleotides long. RefSeq lists its product as uncharacterized. Bases 1 to 591 code for a protein of 196 amino acids. The transcript is spliced from 5 exons. NCBI's taxonomy places the organism in Eukaryota, Fungi, Basidiomycota, Agaricomycetes, Agaricales, Hydnangiaceae. The record is from RefSeq and is a predicted model, not a curated record.